This is a messenger RNA of Henningerozyma blattae CBS 6284, 3837 nucleotides long. RefSeq lists its product as uncharacterized. The transcript has a single exon. Gene Ontology annotation, biological process: regulation of DNA-templated transcription. The coding region runs from base 1 to 3837 and encodes 1278 amino acids. Lineage: Eukaryota; Fungi; Ascomycota; Saccharomycetes; Saccharomycetales; Saccharomycetaceae. The record is from RefSeq and is a predicted model, not a curated record. Gene Ontology annotation, molecular function: zinc ion binding; sequence-specific DNA binding.
AUGCAAACAUACACUAACAACGCAAAUAAUAGCUUUAAUAAAUUAGGUUCCUCUCAGUCAGUAAUUAGUAAAAACGGCUCUAUUUUAUCAUAUACGCAAAAUAACGAUUAUAAUAGUCACGCACCCCCUUCGGCUAAUCUAGACCCUUCAGAUAACUCUAGAAGACUCUCAGACAAUACACAACUUUUAAUUUCAGCAGCAAGUAUAGUAUCUCAAGAAAAGACUAUAAUAGCACCACCAAAUUCUGCAAAUAAUUCUUUAACAGAAGAAAAUCAAAAUACAAUGCAUCCACAAUUAAACACCUCCUCUCUUUCUAACGCAAUUUGUAAUCAAAUGCCUUCUUUAGAUUCUUCAAGAUUUGUACCUUCUAUUGUUCCUGGAAUAGCAUCCACGCCAUAUCCUCAAACACAACAACAGCAAUAUAGUGUAAAAGGUAAUAGCAUAUAUCAGCUUCCAACUAUAAAUUAUGGCCAUUCGGAUAAUAGCCCGCUUCAUAGAACUCAAUUAGUACCUCCACAUUAUACAAUAUCAACCAGUAAGAGUAAUAAUAUUCCACGACAACCUUCAUUAAACGAAAACAACAAUAGCCCAACUAGUGCAUUACCUACUGCUGUUCCAAUACUCAAUAAUGCUGAGAACAGUAGAUAUACAACUCCAACAUCAAACCCAACCUCAAGCUCUGAUUCAAAUUCAAAUUCUAUAAUACCUCUUUAUAAAGGUAAAGAAUUCAUAUUCACUAAUACAACCCCAAAUAACAUCACCUCUACAAAUUACCAAUCUUCUUAUAAAACCUGUGGUAAAAUAAAAACAAAAUUAAAAAAUGAAGGUUCGGUAUCUUCCAUAGAAUCCCUACCAAAUGCUUCUAAUAAUCUUACCCCAACAGAUGAAAAGAACCCUAAAAUCUCAAUUGGUGUUUUAUCUCCAAAAUCAAUACAAAAUAAUACGGACCAAAGUGGUGCUGGUGAAAGGAAUGACAGCAUUCAAGAUUCAAAUAAUAAUAGUUUUAACACUAGUUUAAAUAGUAACAUCAAGAUGAAUGAUUUGAUCAGUAUAAAUGAUAUUGAAGAAAGCAUUGAAUUAAUUAAAAAUUUAAAUUCAGUUAUACCGCCUGUCGGAAGUCUAGUAAAACCAAUUAGAGAUAACUCCCCUAUCGAACCUGUUGUGAUUGAUUAUUCAGUUAUUAUUGAUUCAGGUACAAGAAAUAGAAAUAAAGAUUUAAACAAACUAAUUAAUGAUGUUAAUGAAGGCUACCUAAAAGCUGAAACUUUAUGCAAAUAUAAUACUACAGAAUUUGUUUCAGUCAAACUAUGUGAAGUAGUUCAAUUAAAGGAAGAAUUUCUUCUGAUGUUAGAAACAUAUAAUGUAAAAGAAGAUGAUAGUCAUAAUAAAAUAUUAGAUCUUUUUGUUGGAUUAGAUAAUGAAACUUAUAAAAAAUUAUUUGAAAUUAUUGAAUAUGUUAAUACAGCUUUUAGUAUAUCGGUCGCAUUAAAAUAUAGAUUAGAAGAAUUGGGAUAUGAUUUAAAUAAAAAUUCUAAUCUAAAUCAAAAUAGCUUAAAAGAUAAUUGUGCUAUUAAUUCUGGUUCAUUAAAAGUUCACAAUUUAUUAAAUCAUUCUACAAACACAAGCACUAACAUUGAGAAAUUAAAUGAUAAACAAUAUAGUCAAACAUCAUACGAAUCCCCAAAGGGAUCUGUAAGUGAAGAGCCUCAUUGUGUAAUGAACAAUGCUACUAAUUCUUUUACCAAUCUACCUGCCAACCCAAUUUCUCAACAAACAAGUAAUACAUCCAUAAGUUCGAAUUCUGCAAGUGUAGUAGAAAUUUCAAAUAAAGUUACACCUACUACAUCCACAAAUCCAAAUAUGGAAUCGGAUAAACCCUCAAGUGUUCAGAAUAUUAAAAAUGAUAGAAGUUUGCCCAACCCAGCAUUGUUAGAAUGUGUAGGAACAAAAAGAAGUAAUAGUAUUACACUUUCGCAAUUAAGUCGUUCAGGUAAAAGAUCAAUUUCUAAAAACAGUAUACUAGGUCAAUCUGAAAAUUUAUUUCAAAAUGGCAAAUAUGUUACAAGAGAUCCUAAAUCCACUCAAGUUUCUAAUAUAAAUUCAAUAAUUAAUAAGGAUGAAAAAGAUAACGGCUUAAAUUUGUUGUCAAAUAACUUACCAUCAGAUAUACAGCAACCUACUCCUAUCCCUCCCCAGCUUCCACAAUAUCAACGAAUUGUACAACAGCAACAACCGCAACCACCACAACCACAUCCACAACCACAUCCACAACCAUCACAGCAACAAAAGCAACUUUAUUUCCAAGGUCAGCCUCAGCAUCCCUCUCAAGUUCAAUAUCCUCCUCCAAUGUAUCAUCAGACACAACAUAUUCCACAGAAUAUGUACGCACAAUCUAGACUGCAUGUUGUACAACAACCGCAACCACAGCUACCACAGCAAUUACCAGUUCAUCCACAUCCACAUCUAAAUAUGCAAGGGCAAAAUCAACAUUUAUUUCAAGGUACAUCAAGAUUGAGUUUCCAAGGCCAACCUCAAUCUCAAUUUAACACUCAACACCAUAUUCAUCAAAAUCCAUUGCCAUUACAACAAAAUCAAAUCAUGUAUCCAAACCAACUUAUUUCUUCAAAUAUUCAGCAUGGUUCAAUUCAAGACCCAAAUUUAUCUCAAUCACAAAUCCAAUUUCAAGUACAACAGUUUAAUCAGCAAGGCAUUCCUUUCCAGAAUGGAUCAAUUCCAAGAGUUAUUCCUAAAAAUAUUAGGAAUAUUGAACAUUUAUUACAAAAUCAAAAUACUAAUGUUAAUAUUACUAAUGAUUUGAAAAAACAACUUACUUUGAAAAAUAAAUCUAAAAAUAAAGUUUUAAAACCACCUAGAAAGAAGUCAACUUCUUUAAAGAAAGAUUCGAAUGAAAAAAUUGGUCCAAAAAAAGAAGAAAAGCCCUUAUUUUUUGCUGUACCCUUUGCUACAGUGCAAAAAACAGAAACACAUAAUACUAUUGAUAUUACUAGAUUGAUUUGCUCAAGUUUUAUUAUCAAUAGUUACAAGACUAAGGAAGAUGGUAGUAUUAUUAAUUUUUUCCCUACGAGAUUAUUUGAUGGUGAAAAAGAUUUUGGUACACCAAACAAUGCUUAUCCAUCUGACACAUAUUUACAAAGAGUUAAAAGCGGUAUUGCAAAAACUGUUGAAUUACCAUCCAGUUUUCAAGGAUUCCGUACUGGUAAGAUUGAUCAUUUAUUAAAUAAUGAAAAAGAAGAUGAUCCACCAUCAGCAUACGAAAGACCAAAGCCACCUUUGAAAUUACCACAUAAAGGAGAAUUUGAAAAAGCUACUGAGCCAAGUUUACCAAUAUAUUUAUCAUAUAGAAAUAAUGUUUCAUCUGCUAAUUCAUUGAUGUCAAAUUUGGUCAGCAGCAAUAAUAAUGCUGGUACUAAUAAUAAUAGUAAUACAAAUAUAAAUACGAAUUGUACUAGUGGAAGCCCUACUGAAAGUGAACUAAGUUUGAAUAAAAUGAAUUCAAAAUCUGCUACCAAGAGAAGAAGAGGAUCAAAUAAUGGUAAUAAUGUUUGCUUGCAUUGUGGUGAUACAUCCACACCAGAAUGGAGACGUGGACCCUAUGGUGAUGGUACUUUAUGUAACGCAUGUGGGUUAUUUUACAGAAAGAUUGUUAGAAGAUUUAGUGCAAUUGGUGCCAAUCUUUUAAUGUGGUUAAGAAAAGACCGAGUUCCAAGCGAUCGUCGAGUUCCAUUAUUUAUUGAAAUUCCAGGACAUUUGAUUUCAAGACUUUGUGAAGAUUCAAAUAUCGAUUGUAAUUUCUAUGGUAUUCAACCUCCAGAAUAA